Molecule: messenger RNA, 1008 nt
Organism: Peronospora farinosa
Lineage: Eukaryota; Oomycota; Peronosporomycetes; Peronosporales; Peronosporaceae
Source: the annotation of a GenBank genome assembly
AUGGAGCGAUUCGGUGGUGGGUUGAAGAAAGGUGGUGGCGCUGCUGUGGCGACGUUCAAGCCCGGUGUGAUCUCAGCUAAAGGCAAAUUUAAACUAUGCACAUCCAGAGAUCCCUUGCCGCUGGUGACGAAGAAACAAGCAUGUCGGGAAACGAAGCCAAAAGCAAAAUUCCUUACAGUAGCAGGUGCAGGCGCAUCUACUGAGACACAAAACAACGCUAAACGCAGCAUCAUUGCGACCAAUAGCUUCAUCCAACCGCUAACGAAAGAUGGCGCCCCACCAAGAAAGAGUUCGGGGGUCAAUUUUAUGAAGUUUCAGUCUAAGCCAAGAGAUUCUGGGGAAUCGACUGGCAAGUCUUCUAUGAAUGCGACACCAUUAGCACAAACAGGCAUGAAACCAUUUGUGGGCAAGUUGUUUGCCCAGCCUUUUUCAAAGAAGAUUAUAUGCACCACAAGAAACGCUAACAAGGAGACAUUGCUCAAGCCACACGAGAAAAAGGAAGAACUAUUUUCUUUUCGAGCGGACACGAAAUCCUCCGUCGCGAAAAAGCGGAAAGCUACGGAUUCAAUUGCCCAAAGGGACGGGAAGACUGCAUUUUCUUGUAAAAAUGAACGUGGUAAAAGCAGUUUGCUAGAAAACCCAGUAACCAACAAAGACAAGGAGAAACAGGCUGGAGUGCAAGCUGAAAACGCAGGGCGGAAGGACAGCAUUCGAAGCACUGUACCUUUUGCUAUUCGAAUGGGUGAGAGGAGCAAGAAGGUGGACGAUGGUGCUGUGCUGAAAAAGCGAGGGUUGCUAGUGGCCUCAACGAUAGCGGGCCCACCAUUGAAAAAAAGCAAACGUGUACCUCCAAGUGUGGAUACCUGUCAAAGCGAUCGAGACCACAACGUGUCUUUACCAAGUACAUGUAUGCUGAAUCCAAAGGAAACUGCUUUGGAGUUUGCCGAUGAGCCAGCCAACAGCGUGCUGCCGUGUGCUGAGGCUCCCCUGUCUCCUGGCAAGUGGUAA